Phyllostomus discolor (pale spear-nosed bat) is the source of this 959-nucleotide messenger RNA. It is a transcript of the gene LEUTX, whose product is annotated as leucine twenty homeobox. The record is from RefSeq and is a predicted model, not a curated record. The transcript has 2 exons. NCBI's taxonomy places the organism in Eukaryota, Metazoa, Chordata, Mammalia, Chiroptera, Phyllostomidae.
AUGGAGCAGCACCAGACAGCAGGAAAAAAAGAAUGCAGAAUGUGCAGGAGUGGCUCUCAGGGGCUGGUGAAAGACUACACCACCACCGUCAUCUGCAAGCAGAACUUCACUUCAACAACUCAAAUUGAUGAGUUAAUAAUAAAGACUUGGUUCAAGAACCAGUGCAUUAAAAGGAGGAAGCAGCAGCUACAAACUUGGCCAAGUAUGGCAUUAGAAGCACCAAACCAAAUCAUUUUAGUAAAGGAGAAGAACUCUUUACCUGUAACUUCUACAAACACUCAUCCCAUGAGCCCUGGCAUUGUGAAUGUCUAUGAUCAUGAACCAACUAAGACUUCUUGUAUUGAGCAACCUGGAGGGUCCAGUGCCUAAGUGUGGAAUGCAUCACGGGAUUCUCAGCUUCACGAUCUCCAACAGAUAUGUCUGGGUGUCUCUGAUCCUCCUUGGGCCUCCAAUCCCUAUGACAUAGCUCAGUUUAUAGACUGUGUUACUUACCUGUGGAUGAUCAACCCAACAAUCUAGAUCAGCCUCUCUUCCCACAGUGUCCUGGUUGAGGGGGUAUGGUUAGACUGAUCUUAAUUGUAAUGGCUGACCCAUCCAUAGCUCUUGAAAAAGACCUGUGAUCCAAAUCCUGCCAACCUGAGACAUUUCCAAUCUGGAAAUGGGUCAAUUCCAAUCUAAAUAGACCAAUUAUAUCGUUUUCUAUAAGAAGAAACCCCUUUACCUUUCAACAUUGCCCGAAAUUUCUGUCCUCUGAGCCUCAUUUCAGUAUCAAGGACAGUCAUCAGUGCCUUAGGAAGAAGCAGAAGCCAGCUAGUUUUCCUUGGGUCCUACUCUGUCCCAAUUAACCUUAGCACCAUGAAAGCACCCCAGCUGAAGUCAAUACCAUGUAAAAAUGCCUGUCCCCCAAGGAUCAUCUUUAUUUCUUUUUUUCAUUUUUUAUUUAUUUAUUUUUAGAAAGA